AUGAAAAGACAGAAUUCACUCUCCCGACAAGAAACUGCUUCGGAAUCAUUCAAGAAACUCACAGACACUGAUGAGGCAGUGAGAAUAAUGUUAAUUGAUUUUCAUCCACAUGGUUUUCACACUCUUGAAUUUCCCAACUUGUUUGAACUUUUGAUAAGAAAAUUUGACAAUCAAUCCAAAGGUUUUCGAAGAUGGUUAAAGGCAAAAGAAGAAUGGCUUGAACAAGAUGGUGAAAUGAAAAUUGAAUUCUUGAACGUUCCAGAGUGUGUGAUGAAAAGCUGCCUUCACCACACCAAUUUGCCUCUUUCAGUUAAACGGAUGACACAACCUAUUAAGAUUGCCAAGUUGUGUGAAACUCAUCGAGAAUCGAUUGAAAGUGUUGAAUUUUGGCAACCUUUCAAAAUUGGCAUCUUGAGACUCAUCAAGAUGGAGCAAUUUCAAAUCUUAAAGUAUGUCCCAAAAGAGAUUUUAUGGGAAUGGCAAGAAGAGUUAUCAGAAAUAUUGGAAGAAACAUAUGAAUUAAGCUUCCUAUUUGAUCUCGAUGAUAUUGAUGAAGCAAAGAGAUCACUUUCGGAAUAUUGUUGUUAUUUAUUCCAACUUUCAGAAAGAUUACGAGAUCAUGAAGAAAUUGUCAAACUUGCCAUCCAUCUCGACAAUUCCAGCAUGCAAUAUGCAUCUGAACGAUUGAAAAACGAUAGAACAUUCUGUAUGGAAGUUGUUCGUUCCAAUCCUCACGUAUUUCCAGACCUAACGCAAGAGUUACAAAACGACAAGGAAUUUAUUCUUGAAUUACUCAGCUCUUCUACUCACACUUUGAAUGGUCAUGUACAACAAGACAUGAUUCCAACACUAAUUCCAGAAGUUUAUCGUUGGAUACCAGAGCAUGUUCGUUAUGAAAUACCAAUGACAGUCAAAAUGAGAGUGUACGAACAAUUAUUUCUCAAAGAUGAAGCUAUUGAUCAAGAAAAUAUAAUGAAAGGAGUAUUGAAAUCCAUACUUCAAAUGCUUCAUGACUUACCAUACGAACACUUUCGAGUACACAAGAAUUAUCAGCAUAGUCUACAAGAGCAAGGAUGGUUUGCUCAUUCAUUGGCUGAGAAGUGUAAAACAAUCGUUACAUACGAAUCAGAAGAUUAUGAAUUUGUUAUAUUAUUCGCACAAGUGAUGACACGACUCUACAUGCACUAUGAUUUACGAGACGUGGAGCAUGAUGAGGAAUUUAUUUCCAAGCGUGUGGACUUGCCACUCAUGAUGAAAUAUGCACAAGUUGGUUUACGACAUGACAGAAAUUUUGUGUUGAAAGCUGUGAAAGCAAAUGGAAGCGUCUUCAAAGUAAUUUCCAAAUUUCGAGAUGAUAAGGAAGUGGUGUUGGCUGCCCUUAAAAGCAACGAUAUACGUUUCACUUCUGACAUUCCACAACACUUUCAUAAUGACAAAGACUGCAUGUUAGCAGCGAUGGAACAUGCAGACCAUUCUGACUACCUAUUUUUUAAUUUAAUACUACGAUUUUUUGAAAGGAAAGAUAGAGAUGUGAUCAUUGCUGCUGUAAAGAUAUCUGGAAAUUAUUUGCAACACCUUUCUGAUGAUUUUAAAAACGAUAGAGAGUUGUUAUUGAUAGCCAUCAGCCACAACCAUCUUUUACAUGCAUUAGAUUUUGCUUCCUAUGAAUUGAAGCAAGAUGCACACUUUAUUUUGGAUUGUGUGAAACAAUGUUGUACUUUUAUAGACUAUUGCAUUGAAAAAAAGACUAUUUUAAAUUCUGAAAUCAUUUCUGAGCAUGUGAAGCGAUGGGGAACAGUUACCGAUAAGCUACUAAUCUAUUUUGGUAUUCGAGACGUAAAAGGCACUACAUUUGAAGAAGCAAAAAGAGUGUUUCAGUUUUUGAACCAGCACCGAUUUGAUUUUGAAUAUUUUGGAUCUCACAUUCCUGAAUCUUAUUUAUUGAAAGAACCAAUCCAAUUGGUGCAGCUUGAAAGAACAGAGCCAUAUAUAUGGCAAUUAUGCGCCCAUGACGCUUACAAUAUGUGGCACGAGUUCUUGUUUGAGAAUGCAAGUUGGGAAAUCUUUUUUCAAUGA
Naegleria lovaniensis is the source of this 2076-nucleotide messenger RNA. RefSeq lists its product as uncharacterized. The record is from RefSeq and is a predicted model, not a curated record. Lineage: Eukaryota; Heterolobosea; Eutetramitea; Acrasida; Naegleriidae. The transcript has a single exon. The coding region runs from base 1 to 2076 and encodes 691 amino acids.